AUGUCUGGCAAACUAUCUGGAAAGGUCGCGAUCGUGACUGGUGGAGCAGGAGGAUUUGGCAAAGGCAUUGCACAAAAGUUCAAGGAGGAAGGCGCCGAAGUGAUCAUCGCCGAUUUCGUCGAGGAGGCCGGACAGAAGACCUCGACAGAAUUGAAGUGCGAGUUCGUGAAGUGCAAUGUGACCUCGCGGCAAGACUGGGAAGCGGUUCUAAAGCUUGCGGACGAGAAAUUUGGCAGGCUGGACUACGUUAUCAACAAUGCCGGAACGACGUACAGGAACAAGCCGACGGGCGAAGUAACAGAAGAAGAUUUCGACAAGGUUUUCAAUGUCAACGUGAAGUCGAUCUACUACUCCGCGAACGUGAUCGUUCCGUACAUGCAGAAGAAGGGCAAUGGUGGAUCGUUCGUCAACAUUGCUUCAACAGCUGGACUCCGCCCACGAGGCGGUCUCACCUGGUACAAUGCAUCGAAAGCCGCAGUGAUCAACGGAACGAAGUCAAUGGCUGUCGAGUAUGCGAAAGACAAGAUUCGCUUUAAUAGUGUCUGUCCGGUUGUUGGCCUAGGCACGGGGCUGACGGACUUCUUCCUUGGCAAACCAGAGAAUGAGAAGACAUUCAUGGCCACGAUCCCACUGGGUCGUGGUUCGACACCAAAGGAUGUCGCCAAUGCCUGUGCUUUCCUCUGCGGCGAAGACUUCUUGACCGGCAUCGAGAUCCCUGUUGAUGGUGGAAGGUGUGUCUAG
This is a messenger RNA of Recurvomyces mirabilis, 741 nucleotides long. RefSeq lists its product as uncharacterized. The record is from RefSeq and is a predicted model, not a curated record. The coding region runs from base 1 to 741 and encodes 246 amino acids. The transcript is spliced from 3 exons. NCBI's taxonomy places the organism in Eukaryota, Fungi, Ascomycota, Dothideomycetes, Mycosphaerellales, Teratosphaeriaceae.